This is a messenger RNA of Ilex paraguariensis (yerba mate), 1899 nucleotides long. NCBI's taxonomy places the organism in Eukaryota, Viridiplantae, Streptophyta, Magnoliopsida, Aquifoliales, Aquifoliaceae. The record is from the annotation of a GenBank genome assembly.
AUGGUGUUCUUCAGAAGCGUUUCUCUGCUUUCCAAGCUGCGUUCUCGUGCUGUUCAACAGCCUAGUCUCAGCAACUCCGUGCGCUGGCUUCAAAUUCAGACCUCCACUGAUCUUGGCCAUUGCCAGAGCAUUGACGCCUUGGCUGCACUUAUGAAGUCCAAAGCAGUUCAAAAGUUUUAUAAGGAAAUUGCAAGAAGUGAGUUCAGGCAAGCCCAGGUCACCAGAAGUGUCCAAGAGAAGCGAGCUUUGCGAAAGCAAAGAUUAAGCAUCCAAGGCGAACGCUUCCCAUUUAAGCGAAAAAGCGAAUCCUGUGAGGCGUUAGCGCAGUGUUCUGUUGAAACCAUAGACUUAACAAAGUGUUGUUUUCAUCAGGACCUUCAUUCUCAGCUGAAGGAAUUUAUUCCUGAACAGCAGGAGCGCCUUAAAAAAAUAAAGUCAGAAUAUGGAAAGGUUCAGCUGGGGAACAUCACUGUUGAUAUGGUACUUGGUGGGAUGAGAGGAAUGACAGGGAUGCUGUGGGAAACCUCAUUACUUGACCCAGAUGAGGGGAUUCGCUUUCGGGGUAUGUCUAUACCUGAAUGCCAGAAGUUAUUACCGGCAGCAAGGCCUGGUGGAGAGCCAUUGCCUGAGGGUCUUCUCUGGCUUCUUUUAACCGGAAAGGUACCAACUAAAGAUCAAGUAGAUGCAUUAUCGAAGGAAUUGCGAAGUCGUGCUGCUGUCCCAGAUCAUGUUUAUAAAGCCAUUGAUGCCUUACCUUCUAGCGCUCAUCCUAUGACUCAGUUUGCAACUGGUGUCAUGGCUCUUCAGGUUGACAAGCUAAAAAUUCUGACAGUGACCAAACAAACUAAAUGUGUUGACAAUUCUCUUUUGAUAAAGAGCACCCUGGGUAAAAUGGGGUCACUCUGGGUGGGUGCUAUGCUGUCUGUUGGAAAAUAUUUUGCUGAUCCAGCUGCAUUUUUGAAACCUUUGGCAAGUGGGGACUGGCUUACCAACUGUGUGAAGUGUCUCAAGGGCGUUCAAAGUGAGUUUCAGAAGGCAUAUGAGAAUGGGAUUCAUAAAUCAAAGUACUGGGAGCCAACCUAUGUGGACUCUCUUAAUUUGAUCGCUCAAGUACCAGUUGUAGCUUCAUAUGUCUACCGCAGGAUGUACAAGAACGGACAAGUUGUACCCAUGGAUGACUCCCUAGAUUAUGGUGCUAAUUUUGCACACAUGCUUGGUUUUGAUAGUCCCGACAUGCUAGAGCUUAUGAGGCUUUAUGUCACCAUCCAUAGUGAUCAUGAAGGUGGAAACGUUAGUGCUCACACUGGUCACCUAGUAAGUGACUCUAUCCUGGUUGCUAGUGCCCUUUCAGAUCCUUACCUUUCAUUUGCUGCAGCAUUAAAUGGUUUAGCUGGACCACUCCAUGGGUUGGCUAAUCAGGAAGUUUUGCUAUGGAUCAAAUCUGUGGUGGAUGAAUGUGGAGAAAACAUUACCACCGAGCAGUUGAAAGACUAUGUCUGGAAAACAUUGAAGAGUGGCAAGGUUGUCCCUGGAUUUGGACAUGGAGUUCUGCGUAAAACAGAUCCAAGAUACAUGUGCCAGAGGGAGUUUGCAUUGAAGCACUUACCUGAUGACCCACUAUUUCAGCUGGUUUCAAAGCUUUAUGAUGUGGUGCCUCCAAUACUUACAGAACUUGGCAAGGUUAAGAACCCAUGGCCCAAUGUCGAUGCCCACAGCGGGGUGUUGCUGAACCAUUAUGGUCUUACUGAAGCAAGAUAUUACACUGUCCUCUUCGGUGUAUCAAGGUCUAUUGGAAUUUGCUCUCAGCUCAUAUGGGACCGAGCUCUCGGAUUGCCACUUGAAAGGCCAAAGAGCGUUACGAUGGACUGGCUUGAAGAUUACUGCAAGAAAUCGGCUUAA